AUGGCAAAAGAUGUGGAAGGAGCAGAGGGAGUCACGGCGAGGGACUACGAAGACCCACCGCCAACUCCGUUUUUCGACCCGGAGGAGCUCACAAAGUGGUCUUUAUACAGAGCCGUCAUCGCCGAGUUCGUAGCCACUCUCCUCUUCUUAUAUGUCACCGUUUUAACUGUCAUCGGCUACAAGAUUUCCUCCGACACUAAGGCCGGAGGCGACGAAUGCGGUGGCGUCGGAAUCCUCGGUAUCUCAUGGGCUUUCGGCGGCAUGAUAUUCGUUCUUGUCUACUGCACCGCCGGUAUCUCAGGUGGACACAUAAACCCGGCUGUGACGUUCGGCUUGUUCUUGGCCCGCAAGGUAUCGCUGGUUAGAGCGGUGCUAUACAUGGUGGCUCAGUGUUUGGGUGCUAUAUGUGGAGUUGGGUUCGUCAAAGCCUUCCAAAGCGCUUACUACGUGCGUUACGGCGGUGGAGCAAACUCUCUGGCCGACGGAUACAGCACAGGGACAGGACUAGCCGCAGAGAUCAUCGGAACAUUUGUUCUUGUCUACACUGUCUUCUCAGCCACUGACCCCAAAAGAAACGCACGUGACUCCCACGUUCCCGUGUUGGCGCCACUUCCUAUAGGUUUUGCGGUGUUCAUGGUUCACUUGGCUACUAUUCCGAUCACCGGAACCGGAAUUAACCCGGCAAGGAGUUUCGGAGCUGCGGUUAUAUUCAACGAGUCCAAGCCGCGGGAUGACCACUGGAUAUUCUGGGUUGGACCAUUCAUUGGAGCUGCGAUUGCUGCUUUUUACCACCAAUUCGUUCUAAGAGCUUCUGGUUCCAAGUCCCUCGGGUCUUUCAGAAGUGCAGCCUAA
Molecule: messenger RNA, 852 nt
Organism: Eruca vesicaria subsp. sativa (arugula)
Lineage: Eukaryota; Viridiplantae; Streptophyta; Magnoliopsida; Brassicales; Brassicaceae
Source: the annotation of a GenBank genome assembly